Messenger RNA from Mercenaria mercenaria, 4960 nucleotides. RefSeq lists its product as uncharacterized. The transcript has 7 exons. Bases 207 to 1427 code for a protein of 406 amino acids. The record is from RefSeq and is a predicted model, not a curated record. NCBI's taxonomy places the organism in Eukaryota, Metazoa, Mollusca, Bivalvia, Venerida, Veneridae.
AAGAAGAACGAACUCAAUAUAUAUCACGUGAGAAACGAUCACGCCGAAACUGUAAAUUGAUUGGCUGAAAAAUUUUAUCAUGCGACAAUACAUGUGUUACAAGGCCGUUUUUGUUUACAUUUUUGUGCACGUCGAUUAUUAAAAAGUAUGUAAAGUAUACACGAUUUUAGCAGCCAGUAAGGGAUACAUUGACUUAUCUUUAAGUGAUGUCUGUGUUCCCGUUUGUCAUUUGGAUUCUGUUAGAACUGUUGAUAACAAAGGAAUUGUAUGCGCUACAAUGUGAGCUAGGCACGUACCACAGAUACAGAAAGGAUGGAAGAGAAAGAUGCAAGAAAUGCACACUGUGCAAUGCAGGAGAAGGCUGGAAUACCAGCGUUGAGAUAACUGUUGAUGCUGAGCACGGUUAUUUGGAGUGUUAUCGGUGCGUUGAGUGUCUGAAAGGGUUUUACAGGCCAAUACAUUCAGCUUCUCAGACAUGCUAUAAAUGUCAGUUAGACUGUAAGCGUUUAAACAGAUAUGGGUCGGUAUCAUGUGGGUAUGAUUCGCCUGGGCAUUGCGGAGACUGUAUGUCAGGGUUUAAAGCAGAGAGUCGGGUACCAAACGAUAUUUGUUUCAAGACAGAUGUUAGGGCCCAGACCACGGAAAUGAACGUGCCAACAUCAUCCAGACCACAGACACCCUGGCCCUUGGACGCUGCACAGAUAGUCCUACUUAUCCUUGGCUCGGCUACUACGGUUGUAGUGAUAGUUAUUACACUUACAGUUCUCAUCUGCCGCUGGUUCAAAAAAUGUGGAACUGGACCAGCACUUUCAUCGGAAGAAGGUCUCCUUGCUGCUGAUAAAUCUUCCCCUGUAUCAAAGUGUGACAUUGACACCGACGGUCCUCAACCUGUCCCGGAAAGAGCUGAUAAAUCUUCCCCUGUAUCAAAGUGUGACAUUGACACCGACGGUCCUCAACCUGUCCCGGAAAGAGCUGAUAAAUCUUCCCCUGUAUCAAAGUGUGACAUUGACACCGACAGUCCUCAACCUGUCCCGGAAAGAGCUGAAUUAUGGUCGAGUAAUGAAUGUGAUAUUAUAAUGGCAAAGGUAGAAUUCUCAAAUUCUCAUCAUGUUGUUGAUCGUGCUGUUGGCAGAGAUGAUGAAACGCUUUCCGUGAUCGCCACAACGAUAAGUGGUAAAAACGUUCCAAAAUUCUUUGAUUACCUUCAAAUACACAGAUGCAAAACAGACCCGGAGGAAGAAUUGUGGGAACGAGGAAAGAUAACAUACUCUAAUUUCAUUCUUAAUGUACUAGUAGAAUGGACAAAGUCAGCUCACCCGUUCCCAAAUCUAGCAUGGCUAUGUGAUGCUUUACAGACAGCAUCCUUCCAUGAAGUUGUUGAACAAAUCCUUGCUCUGAAAGAAAAUCAAAUUGUUGUUAACGACUAAAAUGAAUGUUUCCUGCUCUUUCAUUUAAAAUCGUUUCUUGUAAGAACCUUCUUUCUUUAGGGCAAACUAUUAUAAUUGUUACUGCUCUGUGAUAUUAGAUGUGUGAUGUAUAUUUACAGUUUUGAUAUAUCUUAUUUAUAAAUACGUACAUACAUUUUUUCUAUAUAUUCUGUUUGUUGCACAAAUAAUAGUAUUAUUGAAGUGUUUUGAAAAAAAGUUCGGUGUUUUUGUUUCUCAAUGUCUGAAAAACAUUCAAUAAUAAACUGUGUGAAAAAGAUCUUUGAACACAACCAAGCGACAUAUAUACUAGCAGACUCAGUUUGAUUGAGUCUGUUCAUGAGAGGUAACUAAAACUGCAACAUCCCUCACGCUCCCUAGCACCGGCUUAAGUGGUAUUGAUACGGCCUUCGCAACCAGUGCAGACCAAGAUCAGUCUGCACUUCCGUACAGUCUGGUCAUGGUCUGCACUGUUCGCCAUUCAGUCAGUAUCUUUUUGGUAGGUACCCCUUUUAACAGUUAUUGGUACUGUCCAAAUUGAAUGAUGGAUAAGGUAAUUAUAGAAAUUUAGCAGGGUAAGGGUUGAAACGAAUGUACCCCAUGAUCCAAAGGACCAGAACAUAUGAAAACACUGAAUGCACGAGUGGUUAAAUGGGCCAUUACUUAUCUGCAAACAGACAGGUUGACAAACGGACAUACGACUCUUUAUUGCGUAUGAAACUCAAGAUGUCUUUAGGUGGAGAUAGAUAAACUCAAUACCAUGCGAAAAUAAAAAUAGAACCAAGAGAUCGUGUUUCAGUAAUGUAUAACUCAAAAUUAGAUUACGGUUUAAAAAUACACGGUAUAAUUCCAGUAAGUAAUUAAAAAGUAUCACAUACCAUUUAACCUUAACAUGAAGUUCUUGAAAACGUUUGGCUAAGCUAUUGAUAGAUGAAAAUUUUAAAAUCAGUUAAUUGAUUUAUGUUCUUUAUUCUCAAAGUUUCAACAAUGCUGCUUUUACAUAACAAUUCCUAACCUGUAUGUGCUCGAAAGACGCGUUUUGUUAGUCGUUUAUCAUUGAUAUAUUUUUUAUAAUUUGUUAAUCUAUUUAUAGAUCUGUGUUUACAAACAUUCGAUGAUAUAAUAUUUAAAAUUAGUAAUACCCGGUGUAUGUGGUAAUCAUUUUAUUUGUCAUUAAAUAAUGUUACAUCUAGGAUGAUUCUACAUAAACAAUUUAUAACUUGAUAGGUACUUUCUCUGCGUAAUAAAUGAGUAAUGUGAUGAAUUACCGUAUGUUUUCUGUCGGUUUUCGGGUCACUAGCACACAUCUUUCCUAUUUCUGUCAAAUUGCCAGGCCAAGUGUAUUAUUAAUAUGAUAAGUCAAUGGAGCGGUUGCGUACACAAAUUACUUUUUUCUUAUUAUGGCGCACCAACACAAUUAUAGAUCAUAUGGCGACUUUCCAGCUUUUGAUAGUGGAGGAAAACCUUAGGUGCAAAUCGGUGCAUUAUUUCAUCACGAGCGGGCACCUGGAUAGUACCCCCGGCCAUUCGUAAACAAGCUGGAUGGCUUCCACACGUGAAGAAAUCAGAGCCCCACAUCGAUGAGAGGCAACACAAACUAUUAUUUUAUCAUAUUCAGAAAUCAAUUGAAAUUGCAUGCCAUAUUUGUUAUAACAUGAAAGUUCCUUCUACAUGUUCCAUAACAACUGACAUCAAAAAUACGGGUGCAUUGAAUAUUAUUUCUUGAAAUUCACAUGUUAAAUCCAAAAAAUACAAUUCACGUCAAGCUCAUAUAAUGUUAUGUGAUAUACUGAAAUAAAUCUAGAAUCAAUAAUACGUAUUUCUGAUCUGGUACAAAAAUAUUUUUAAUAACAUAAAAUCAAAAAUGAGGAAGUUUAAAUGGCAAAAUGAUUUGUUAUUUUUCUUACAUUAUUUUCAACAGUAUACUAGUAUUACGCAAACAGGUUUUAGUUACUGAAUCACAUAUAUGUACUUUAAAACUGUAUUUAUUAAUAUUUAAAAGUACAUGGUGUUAAAAACUGUGCGUAUUUUUAUAUAUACGAAUAAGAUAUCAAAUGAAAGAGACAUAAAUUUAGAACAGAUAUGGCUUAUUCGGAAGUAAAAAUGGUACCGAAACAACACAAAACAUUAUUUUGAAUUGAUAAAAUUUGCAUUUCAUGUUGAAGUUGACAAAUCAAAUAACGUAAAUUGACAAUGAUUCGAAGGUUAAAAAAUAGUUCAUUGUGAUAGGUGUUGUUAUUUAUAACUCAAUGUUUACAAACAUAAUGACGCAAUAUACAACUAAAAUGUUAAUAUUUAGCACAAUAUCCUUAAAGUAUUGAUAUAAUAAGUUAUAGAUAUACAUAACGCCAGUGUUUCUCAUUAAUACAAUAUCAGAAUAUAACAAGCUGAAUUAAAAACUGAACAUGCCUUUACUGCAUGAUAUAAUUAGUAUUGUCAUGCACUUACAGUAAAACCGUAGUAUGUUAUACAGGAUUAUAGGCCACUGGAAAUUCCGUCAAUCUGACUUAUUGCAAAACGCCGUGUAAAGUGCAAAACUUGUAAAUAUUCCGAUAAGGUUACAACAGCAUUGUCUUACUAUAGAUUGUAAGAAUGCCUUCUUCUAAACCCAUUUAUGUGUUUGAUAAUGAAAAUAUAAUAAUAAAUGUCUGAGUUAAAGUUUUGAAAACGUAUUCUUUCAGAAUACCUUUUUCCUAAUAACUACACAUUGAAAAGUAAAUGUGGUACUUUAUAUGCCAUAACUAGGAGAAGUUUGCUAAUAAGCGCACGAGGACACAACAAAUCGGAAAUUUGUCGUCCUUUCGUGUUUUUGCCCCGAGCACACGAAAAAUCGGUAGUUUUUCGUCCUUUCGUGUCUUCGCCUUUUGGUGCACGUGUACUGCAAGGCGAAUACACGAAGACAAGACAGGACGACCAACUACCGAUAUUUUGUUUUCGUGUGUUUGGGGCAAAGACAUGAAUGGACGAUAAACUGCCACUUUGCCGUGUCUUCCUGUCCUUGUGUGACAUACAAAAAGAAGACAAACUGUCGAAUCAUCAUUUCUGUGUCUUUGUUUGUGGCAUAAACACGAGAACACGCAAAUACGACAAACCUUUGAAUGGUCGUGUCUUCAUUUCCUUAUCUGCUUGGGGCAAAAACACGAAGACACGACAAAUUAAAGGUUCAUACCCGCCGAUACGUCAUUCUGCCAGUAGAAUAUUUCAUGUGUUCGCAUAUCAAGUUUCGUUAUUUCGCAUUAAUUAUUUCUUUGUCCGACACGCGGGAAUACGAUGAUAAAUUAGUAGUUUGUCGUCCUUUCGAGUCGCCCGGAAAACCAAAAUGACACAAAUCAGCCACAAUAUGUAACAGUUCUGGAAAUUGUGGCAUAUUUUCUACCCUAUAUAGUGUUUAUUAACACAUUAGAAUGACAACAUCAGUAAGAAAAGUAACCACAGUAAAGUCAUCUGACCAUAUCAGAAUAAAAAUAAAUCAUCAAAAUCAAGUUUGGCGCGUGAUACAAAAAGGUGUAUCCUAGAUUUUAUUAACUAAUCGUAGU